AUGGCGCAUUAUUGUAAAUGGGUAGCAAAAAGGCAGUGUUAUAAUCGUGAUCUGGAGCAAGAUGAAGCUUUUAUUCCCGCUAGGGAGUCACUUCAGGAUCUUAUUGAUCAGUCACAGAAUUCUGGAGGUGGUUCAGGACUUCCGUUGCUGGUACAGCGAACUAUUGCCAAACAAAUUCAGUUCGUACAGCAGGUUGGGAAGGGGCGAUACGGUGAAGUGUGGAUGGGUAAAUGGCAGGGUGAAAAGGUGGCAGUGAAAGUAUUUUUCACCACUGAAGAAGCCAGCUGGCUUCGAGAAACUGAGAUUUACCAAACAGUUCACAUGCGGCAUGAGAAUAUACUUGGGUUUAUAGCAGCAGAUAUUAAAGGCUCAGGCUCCUGGACCCACCUUUACUUAAUUACAGAUUAUCAUGAAAAUGGAUCAUUGUAUGAUUUCCUGAAGUGUACCACUCUAGACAACAGAGCUCUGCUCAAACUGGCAUACUCCGCUGCAUGUGGUCUCUGCCAUUUGCACACAGAAAUAUAUGGGACACAAGGAAAGCCUGCUAUUGCUCACAGAGACUUGAAGAGUAAAAAUAUCUUGAUAAAGAGAAACGGGACUUGCUGUAUUGCUGAUUUGGGGCUUGCUGUCAAAUUUAACAGUGAUACUAAUGAGGUUGAUGUUCCAUUGAAUACAAGAGUGGGAACAAAGCGUUACAUGGCUCCAGAAGUCCUAGAUGAAACACUGAAUAAAAAUCAUUUCCAGUCAUAUAUCAUGGCUGAUAUCUACAGUUUUGGCUUGAUAAUUUGGGAAAUGGCUCGACGUUGUGUUACAGGAGGUAUUGUUGAAGAUUACCAGCUACCCUAUUACGACAUGGUGCCCAGUGAUCCUUCAUAUGAAGAUAUGAGGGAAGUGGUAUGUGUUAAGCACCUGCGCCCAGUAGUAUCUAAUAGAUGGAAUGGUGAGGAACCUCCCUUCUCUGCCCAUAAAAAGCCCCCUAGCCUCAUCGCUCAGAAGACACGACCUCCCUUGCAAGGCAGCCCAGUCGAGCCACUCAAUGAGUAG
This is a messenger RNA of Pogona vitticeps (central bearded dragon), 1044 nucleotides long. NCBI's taxonomy places the organism in Eukaryota, Metazoa, Chordata, Lepidosauria, Squamata, Agamidae. The record is from RefSeq and is a predicted model, not a curated record.